Messenger RNA from Seriola dumerili (greater amberjack), 1945 nucleotides. Its product is annotated as E3 ubiquitin-protein ligase TRIM39-like. The transcript has 2 exons. Gene Ontology annotation, molecular function: protein binding; zinc ion binding. Bases 299 to 1816 code for a protein of 505 amino acids. Lineage: Eukaryota; Metazoa; Chordata; Actinopteri; Carangiformes; Carangidae. The record is from RefSeq and is a predicted model, not a curated record.
CCUUCAAUGCUAAAUGUCAUCCUCUAUUAUGAAUCGUCAAACAGGAAGCAACACUGUUCCUCUGAUACUGGCAGGUGUAAUAAACUAGAGAGAGGACUUUGGACUAAGCUCACAACUUCUACUGAAAUACAACAGCCACAAGACAGAACACGGAAAUACUGAAAACCAACACGUCCACCAGCUAUUGAUCUUCGAACAGACCAUAUAACUUCAGGAGACAUUUCAAACAGAGGUAGGAAACCACACCGGACUUUCUUCAAGUUUGCCUGCUGUGUUUUCAUCUUCACUUGGAAGGACAAUGUCUGCCCAGUCAGAGGACGAUCUCUCCUGUCCAGUCUGCCAGGAUAUUUUCAAAAAUCCUGUCGUCCUGUCGUGCAGCCACAGCUUCUGUAAAGACUGUCUGCAGAGCUGGUGGAGAGAAAGGCCAAUACAGGAGUGUCCAGUUUGUAAGAGAAGAUCAUCAAAGAGUGAUCCACCUCGUAACUUGGCUUUAAAGAACCUGUGUGAGACUUUCUUACUGCAGAGAGAUCAGAGAGCUUCAGCAGGGUCUGAGUCUCUCUGCAGUCUGCACUCUGAGAAACUCAAACUCUUCUGUCUGGACCAUCAGCAGCCAGUGUGUGUCGUGUGUCUGCAUUCAAAAGCACACAGUAAUCACCAAUUCUGUCCCAUUGAUGAAGCUGCACAGGAACGCAAAAAGGAGCUCCAGAAAUCCCUGAAGCCUUUACAAGAGAAACUGAAGCUGUUUGAACAAGUUAAAGGAAACUAUGAUCAAACAGCAGAACACAUUAAGGUCCAGGCCCAACACACAGAGAGGCAGAUUAAGGAGCAGUUUAAGAAGCUUCACCAGUUUCUAGAGGAGGAAGAGGAGGCCAGGAUCACUGCUCUGAGGGAGGAAGAGGAGCAGAAGAGUCGGAUGAUGAAGGAGAAGAUGGAGGCUCUGAGCAGAGAGAUAGCAGCUCUGUCACACACAGUCAGAGCCACAGAGGACGAGCUGAGAGCUGAAGACGUCUCAUUCCUGAAGAACUACAAGGUUACAGUGGGAAGAGACCAGCAGCGCCCCCUGCUGGAUGAUCCACAGCUGGACUCAGGAGCUCUGAUAGACCAGGCCAAACAUCUGGGCAACCUGACCUUCAACAUCUGGAACAAGAUGAAGAAGAUGGUCUCCAACAGUCCUGUGGUUCUGGACCCAAACACUGCUCAUCCAGACCUCAUCCUGUCUGAAGAUCUGACCAGUGUGAGACGUGGAGAGAAACAGCAGCUUCCUGACAAUCCAGAGAGGUUUGAUAACUUCAUUUCCAUCCUGGGCUCUGAGGGUUUUGACUCAGGGACUCACAGCUGGGAUGUUGACGUUGGAGACAGUAAAUUCUGGUUUUUGGGAGUGGCUACAGAGUCUGUGAAGAGGAAAGGAAAAAUACGGUCUGGAAUAUGGAGAAUAGGGUUGUCUAAUGGUAAAUAUAAAGCCUUCUCCCCAUCAGGCCGACCAGUUUUUCUGUCAGUGACGGAGAAGCUUCAGCAGAUCAGAGUUGAGCUUGACUGUUUCUUCAGAGACUUGUCUUUCUCUGAUCUCAAUACUGAUGAGCACAUUUACACCUUCAACUGCAGUGGUGAGAAGAAGUUGUUUCCAUUCAUUGGCAAUAGAGAUGAAUUCCCCAUUCAGAUUUUACCAGAGGAGGAUGAGGAUGAUGACAGCGACAAUGACAGCGAUGAUGAUGGCGAUGAUGAUGAUGAUGAUGAUGAUGAGGACGACGACACUGAUGACAGUUACCAUGACCAAUGUAAAUUACUGAUGAAGAAUAUAAGGAGAUUAAUGUCUUGAGGAAAUAUGAAAACAUUUCCAACAUACAGAUGAUCCUGUAUAAAACUGAGUAAGAGACACUUUAUUUUGGUGAUUCAGGAACUGAUAUGACAAAAUAUCUUAUAUUUUAAUUUGCUCUUUAUUUUAUAC